Lachnellula hyalina is the source of this 807-nucleotide messenger RNA. RefSeq lists its product as uncharacterized. The transcript is spliced from 2 exons. Gene Ontology annotation, cellular component: ESCRT I complex. The record is from RefSeq and is a predicted model, not a curated record. Lineage: Eukaryota; Fungi; Ascomycota; Leotiomycetes; Helotiales; Lachnaceae. Gene Ontology annotation, biological process: ubiquitin-dependent protein catabolic process via the multivesicular body sorting pathway; protein targeting to membrane; protein targeting to vacuole. Bases 1 to 807 code for a protein of 268 amino acids.
AUGUCUUCUCCAUCAACAGCUUAUCCGCCUUACCAACCCCACCGGAAUUCUCAAUCUUUUGACCCCAAUGCUCCGCCUGCACCUCCACCAAAACCAAGCAGUCGAGAAGUCAGUGGACGUAGUACACCUGCCGGAGGUCAACCCCUGCCUCCUCCCCCACCUCCACAACUAGAAGGUUUCGGCACUUAUGGCGCCUCUGACGAUCCCCGGGCUCUGCAGCAGGCCCGAUUCAGUAAUAGUGAGGUACUCUAUGCAGAACAGAUUCAAGAUCCUGGCGAACGUUGGCUUCCCAAGAUCUUAGAGGAUAAAACAAAGCAAGAUCUAGCCGAUGUUCUGGCGAAACCCGAUCUUUUGGCUGCUCUUGCACAUUCAACCUCAACUGCACAUGCUUCUAUUGCUUCUGCACAAGAGCCUUUGCAAGCUGCAUUAGCAGAAAACAUAGCUCUUGCAUCACAUUUAAUUGAGCUUGAGGCACGUCUUGCCCAUUUGAGAUCAUCGACACAGGCUCAACUUCUAUCAACGCAUGCCCUAGAGCGGCAAUGGAAGCAGAAGCAGUCCGAUAUGGAUCGCGCUCUGGCACCAUUUUCUCCCUCUUCCCUCUAUCAAAGGCUUAGUCAAGCUGUACAAGAGCAAGAAAUGGUGUGCCGUGCUCUUGAGGAAAGUUUUCUUGAGGGCGACGGCGGCACUGCUACCGAGAGGGAAGUUAUUGAAUGGGUCAGAAGGUACCGGGAAGCGACGAAAGUCUAUUACUCACGGAGAGAGCGAAAGGAGAGAUGGGACGAAGGUCGUGUAGGAGGAUGGAGAUAG